Tribolium castaneum (red flour beetle) is the source of this 680-nucleotide messenger RNA. Its product is annotated as troponin C. The transcript is spliced from 6 exons. NCBI's taxonomy places the organism in Eukaryota, Metazoa, Arthropoda, Insecta, Coleoptera, Tenebrionidae. Gene Ontology annotation, molecular function: calcium ion binding. The coding region runs from base 153 to 611 and encodes 152 amino acids. Gene Ontology annotation, cellular component: myosin II complex. The record is from RefSeq and is a predicted model, not a curated record.
GCUAAAUAUAAAACCCCGCCUCUACCACAUGAGAGUUUCUUAUGCGGGUGUGCAAGCCGAAAGCCCCCCCGGAUUUAUAAAGAGUGAAAUCGGUCCGAAAGCAGGACCAGUCUUUGUGCUUUGCGUGAUGCUGAUGGUGCUAUUGUCGAAUUAUGGCCGACGGUUUGGAUAAGGAAAAAGUGAAGCUGCUGAAGAGGGCCUUCUCCAUGUUCGAUUCGUCGAAGACGGGCAGCAUCGAGAAGGAGAAAGUUCGCACGAUUUUAACCACUUUGGGACAGACUUAUGAUGAGAAACAACUAGAUACACUUCUGGAUGGAGAGGAUCCAGAAGGGACGGGCUAUUUAAAUUUCGACUCAUUUUGCAAAGUCGCCGCCAACUUCCUCGAUAAUGAGGACGACGAAGUCCUUCAGAAGGAAUUAAAGGAGGCGUUCCGGCUGUACGACAAACAAGGAAACGGAUACAUCCCGACUUCGAGCCUGCGGGAAAUCUUGGUGGCCUUGGAUGACCAGCUCACCAACGAUCAAUUAAACGAAAUGAUCGCGGAAAUUGACACGGAUUCCUCCGGAACGGUCGACUUCGAAGAAUUUAUAGAAAUGAUGACAGGUGAUUAAGGGGUGUACAAAUGAGGUGUUUUAUACUGUUAAGUGCGUUGGUUCCUAAUAAAACUGUAAAUAUUUGAA